Molecule: messenger RNA, 1540 nt
Organism: Struthio camelus australis
Lineage: Eukaryota; Metazoa; Chordata; Aves; Struthioniformes; Struthionidae
Source: RefSeq, a predicted model, not a curated record
GCUGCUGAAAUCAAAGACACUUCUCAAAAAUGUAAACAAAAGCAAGAUGCCUUGGAUAAGAAAGAUAAGCAAAUUGAAGAAAUUAAUCAAGCCUUGAGAAUGAAAAAAGAUGAAGAAAUGGACAGACAGAAAAAAAUACACAACACCCGUAAGAUGAUAGAGGACUGGCAGAAUGAGCUCAAUACCAUGGGAGUCUGUGAGAAUCUUCAGCCACAAAUUGAUGCUGUUAACACUGAGCUGAAACGUUUGCAAGAAGAACGGGCAAAUAUUGAUAGUGAUGUUAGUGAUCUAAGAACAGAGAAAAUUAACCAAGAGAGGGAAAAGAAAAGAAUAACCGGUUGCAUUGUAGAACUUGAUAAUAUAAUGAAUAUGAAGGAAGAGAAGCUUAAAGGGAGAUUCCGAGACACACACUCUGCUCUUAUGUGGCUAAGAAAGAACAAAGACAAGUUUAAAAAAAAUGUUUGUGAACCCAUGAUGCUUGCAAUCAACAUGAAAGACAACAGACAUGCUAAAUACGUUGAAAAUCACAUUUCUUCAAAUGACAUGAGGGCUUUCGUUUUUGAGAGCCAAGAAGAUAUGGAAAUGUUCCUUCUUGAGAUGCGUGAUCAUCGGAAACUAAAAGUGAAUGCUGUGUGUGCGCCUGCUGAAUCAUGUGCUGAAAGCAUACCUUCAAGACCUAUUGAAGAAUUACACCGAUACGGAUUUUUCUCAUAUUUACGAGAGUUAUUUGAUGCUCCUCGUCCUGUGAUGAGUUAUCUUUGCUCCCAGUAUCGUGUUCAUGAUGUCCCUGUGGGAACAGAGAAGACCAAAAACAUGAUUGAAAGGGUCAUACAAGAGACCAAAUUUAAGCAAAUCUACACAGCAGAAGAAAAAUAUAUCGUUAAAGUAUCUGCUUAUACAAACCAAACUCUCUCUAGCAACACGUCCCUGAGGGCAGCACAGUUUCUCACUAGUUCAGUGGAUACAGAUGAAAGAAGACAGUUGGAAAGCCAGCAACAGGAAGUUAGUAAUACACUAAAGUCAUUGGAUAUUCAGUUGAAUACAUUAUUUGAAAGGCAGAAACAUCUGGAACGCAGAGACAAUGAACUCAGGCAACAGAAGAAGGAGCUUUUAGAGAGAGGAAACAAAAGAAGACAGUUGGAAUCAAAAAUUGCUGUGAAGCAUGAUAGUUUAAGACAGAUGGAACAAGAUGCUAUCAACCUAGAAGAGGAAUCUCAACAAGCAAAUACGAAGAUCAAAGAAAUAAAUGUCCAAAAAGCAAGACUUGUUACAGAAUUAAUGCAUCUCAUAAAGGCUUUCACUCACUGAAGUCUUCUGCUCCAUGGGGUGAUCCAGUAAAAUUAAGUGUGAAUUGUGUAACUAUUUCAAUCUGUACAUUUUCAGAAUACUUCAUAUUUCUGUAUGCCCUUCCUUCCUCUUGGUUCAUCAUCUCCGUUUCUUUGCUUCUAUUAGAAAAAUAAUAGUCAUUAGUCCUCAUUCUAAGAAUACGGAAGAUCUUCCCUACAGAAGACUGCUGCUAUUUGAUAACUAAGAAAUAAUU